UAACGUAUAAACUAUUGAAUGUACAUAUUUUGUUAUGGUCCAAGUUUACUUUAAAAUUUGCUUGCAUUUGUUGCGUUGGCUACAUUUUCGUUCGGACCUCUCAUAUAUAUGGCCCCAAUUACAUUUAAAAUUUCGCACCUUAUGUAUCAUAGGUUAAGUUUUCAUUGUAAGUGCUUUAUUAAGUUAGUUUUCAAUAAGAUAUUUCUUUAAAUGACUGUAGUUCACAGCCUGUAUUUUUUAAUUAAAAUAAAAAAAAAUUUUAUAUAUAUCAGAUAAUAACAAGUAUGGUGCAUUUGUUAUUCAAAUUUUUUUCAAUAGAUUCAUGACACAAAAGUUUGUUAUUUAACUUUUGAUUUAAUUAAUUUGAUAUGAACAUAUAAAAACUACCCAUUUGAGAUAAUAAAUAAUAUUUAAAAAAUGUCAAACAGUAUAACCUGGUGCUUCAUAAGUUAUUUAUUUAAAAAUAACCACAAAACUGGGAUUUACAGAUUUAUUAAAAAUUAUAAUACAACAAAUGUAUACAAUUAUCCACGUAAAUUGAAAAGUUCAAUCAGAGAAAGAAAGUUAUACAUGCCUGAAAGCAAUUUUACAAACACCGAAAUAAAUAAUCGAAUCGCUGAAAGGAAAAGAUAUAAUCAGCAUGAUGAUGAACUUGGAAUGAGUUACGCUAAAGCUGUAUUGACAUUAGUUAAAACUCUUGAUGUAACGAGAGACAAUGCAUUAAAAGUUGUUCGUAAAUGGAAAAGAUUUACCAAACUCCCGAGAACAACGAUAACUAAAAAUUAUCAAUUAUUACGUGUAGCUGAUGUUGAUAAAUCGACAUUGAGAAUUCAUAUGUAUGCAUUAGCUCACACUACUGAUGAUUUAAUUAAAAAAAUAUCAUUUAUCGAAAAGAUUAAAUUGGAUAUAAAUUCCUGUAUUCCGUUAUUACAAUUAUCAAUGACAAAAUUAAUAGCAUUGUCAUAUACUACUAAAAAUGAUAGAAUAGUUAAUCCGGAAUUCAAUAACAGAAUUGAAUAUAUGGCUAAAAAUUUCGAAUGUAGUAUAGAAGAAAUGUGUACUAUUUUAUUAAGAAAUAAAUUUAUGCUAACAAUAAGUAUGUAUAGGAUUAAGAAGAUUACUAAACUCUUACUUGAUGGAGGGUUUCUAGGAAGAAAUAUAAAACACGAUUUACAUGUUUAUAAACAUGGUAUAGAAACAAUAAAAGAACGAAUUGAACGAGUUAAACAUGCAGGUGUUAAAUCAUUGAAGCCGUGGAUUGUUCGUUGUUCACUUGAAGUGCUUGAAAGAGUUGAAGAAAAAUAUAUUGAUCGAAAUAAUUUCAAGGGACCUCAUGAACAAAUUUAUUAUUAUAUAAAUUUAUAUUAUAAUUGUGACAAAGAACUAAUUGAUGCAUUCAUUAAACGUGACCCUAAAUUGCUAAAGAUUAAUAUAAACAAUUUAGUUAAAAUAUUAAAAUUUUUACGUAGUAAAGGGUAUCAAUUUGAAGAAAUUUAUCGCCAGCCAACUAUACUUCACCGUAAAGAAGAAACACUGCGUGAAAGAUACGAUAAAUUGAUUCAGUGUCAUGUUAAUCAUCCACCAUUAAGAAUGAUUAUUUCACCUAAAUUUACUUCUCAAAUAAAUUUAAAUAAAAACGUUGAAUCACCCGAUUGAAUUGAAUAAUCAAGAUAAUUAAUUUUAUCAUUAUACUAAUUGAAUUGUACAAAUAAUUUAUAUAUUUUGAAUAAACAUUUUAA
Molecule: messenger RNA, 1739 nt
Organism: Microplitis demolitor
Lineage: Eukaryota; Metazoa; Arthropoda; Insecta; Hymenoptera; Braconidae
Exons: 4
Coding region: 418-1656 (412 amino acids)
Biological process (GO): regulation of DNA-templated transcription; termination of mitochondrial transcription
Cellular component (GO): mitochondrial matrix
Molecular function (GO): double-stranded DNA binding
Source: RefSeq, a predicted model, not a curated record